AUGCAUUUUCUAUACGUACUAUCAGUGGUGGCAAUGGUUAGCGGCGCUCAAAUCGAUACCAAAUAUUAUGACUACAGUAUUGAAGACUAUAUGAAAGUAAAAGAGUCGCGAAAUUUCACGGGAAAAGUGAUUUUGACGACCGGCUCGUCGUCGGGCAUCGGAGAGGGUAUUGUCAAACUGUUUGCAAUACUCGGCGCACAUGUGGUCGUCACCGGACGUAACCAAACCGAGAUCGACAUCGUGGCCAAAGAGGUCGAGCAGUUGUCGCCCCAGCAUUUAAAACCAUUGAAAAUAAAGGCAGAUUUGACCAAAACUAGUGAAAUGCAGUUUCUGUUGAACGAAACGAUUAAAACGUAUGGAAAACUCGAUGUUUUGGUGAAUAACGCGGGCAUCGGAUCAAUGGCUCAGUUGAUGGACAAAGACUUUAUGAAAUCAUACGACAGUGUCUUCAGUAUAGACCUGCGGGCAGUGGUUGAGCUUAACCGUCUGGCCGUCCCUCACCUCAAUCAAACCAACGGCACUAUUAUACACAUAUCCAGUAUGUGUACUCACGCACCCACUAACUUAGGUCUGGAUUACUCGAUGGCCAAAGAGGCCAUGAAUAUGAUGACCAGAGUAAUGGCUAUGGAGUUGGGCCCAUACAUUCGUGUCAACACAUUAAGUCCGGGCGCUAUACUGACUGCCGGUUUCCGCGACAGUAAAGUGCCUAUAAUUGUAAAGUUGAGGGAAAGGGCUCUCCAUAACGCGCCACUCAAACGCUUUGGUCAACCCCUGGACAUCGCUAAAGGGGUUGUAUUCCUGGCCUCAAUCGAUGCCGAGUUCCUGACCGGCGAAGAACUGGUCAUCGAUGGCGGACUCAUCUAUAAUUACGGCGGUAUUAUUGAAUAA
This is a messenger RNA of Medioppia subpectinata, 888 nucleotides long. The record is from the annotation of a GenBank genome assembly. NCBI's taxonomy places the organism in Eukaryota, Metazoa, Arthropoda, Arachnida, Sarcoptiformes, Oppiidae.